This is a messenger RNA of Myxocyprinus asiaticus (Chinese sucker), 589 nucleotides long. Its product is annotated as insulin. Lineage: Eukaryota; Metazoa; Chordata; Actinopteri; Cypriniformes; Catostomidae. Bases 158 to 484 code for a protein of 108 amino acids. Gene Ontology annotation, cellular component: extracellular region. Gene Ontology annotation, molecular function: hormone activity. The record is from RefSeq and is a predicted model, not a curated record. The transcript has 3 exons.
UCGGGUAAAGUUUGCAGAACCUGUCUUAACCCAGCACCACCUGUUUAGAUAUAAAAGUGAGAAGGACACGUUACUCGUUCCAAACCAUCUCAACUCUCCUGCUCCUCUACCAUCUACUUCUGUAGUUCUCGUCAUCUGCAUUAAGAACAGUGUGAUUAUGGCAGUGUGGCUCCAGGCUGGUGCUUUGCUGUUCCUGUUGGCUGUCUCUAGUAUCAACGCAAGUGGAGGGGCCCCGCAGCAUCUGUGUGGAUCUCACCUGGUUGAUGCACUCUAUCUGGUCUGUGGUCCAACAGGCUUCUUCUAUAACCCCAAGAGAGAUGUUGACCCCCUCCUGGGUUUCUUUCCUCCUAAAUCUGGCCAGGAAAAUGAGGUGGCUGACUUUGCAUUUAAAGACCAUGCUGAGCUUAUAAGGAAGAGAGGCAUUGUGGAGCAGUGUUGCCACAAACCCUGCAGUAUCUUUGAAUUGCAGAAUUACUGCAAUUAAAGAACCUGCACAUAUCUAGUGACAACUGCCAAUGACACCAUCUGUUUAGACAGGUAUCAGCCUUAAAACUCUGUUUUUUCAUAGAAAAUAAAUUUUCAAAUUAAA